Lentinula edodes (shiitake mushroom) is the source of this 5118-nucleotide messenger RNA. RefSeq lists its product as uncharacterized. Lineage: Eukaryota; Fungi; Basidiomycota; Agaricomycetes; Agaricales; Omphalotaceae. The transcript is spliced from 14 exons. Gene Ontology annotation, cellular component: endoplasmic reticulum membrane. Gene Ontology annotation, molecular function: zinc ion binding. The record is from RefSeq and is a predicted model, not a curated record. The coding region runs from base 117 to 5039 and encodes 1640 amino acids.
UGACUCUGAGCACAGUCACUGCCAACAGCGCGCUUUGUACGUUCUCUUUUUCAAACUCGAAGUGGACCAAACUUUUCCUUCAAAUAACAUUGUCACAAGGCUGAUUCCAACAUCUCAUGCAGGAGGCUGAAGAGCAAGAUACCUGUCGUAUUUGUAGCGCUCCAGCAGAACCAGAUCAACCACUCUUCCACCCUUGCAAAUGCUCCGGGACAAUCCGAUAUAUUCAUCAAGACUGCUUGACAACAUGGCUCGCCCAUAGUAAGAAGAAGACCUGCGAUACAUGCAGGCACCAAUUUCUUUUCAAAAAAGUUUACGCUCCGGAUAUGCCCUCAACUCUUCCGCCCUUGCUAAUGAUGCGGCGGCUCAUACAACAGGGAUUUUAUGCGUUACUCAUGGUCGUACGAGCUAUUGUAGUCUCUUUGGUCUGGCUUUCCCUUGUACCACUUUUGACUGUUUGGUCAUGGAGAGCGUAUUUUAGAAUGGGAGAAUCCAUCGCCUGGUGGAUCAGCAACCGACAACCGCUUCCUGGACAGGAAGAUUUGAGACCGACAAACAAAUUUCUCGUUCGUGAAAUCAUUGAACUUACACAUUCUUUUCUCGACGACCCCACACCUCCUCCAUCUGACAUCUCCACUCUGAUCAAUCGAAUCGUCAGUCAUCCACGAUGGCUCUCUAUUUCCGCCGACAUUUUCACCGGACAAAUCAUCGCGGCACUGAUUGUCAUUACCUUCGUUGCAAUCUUCCUUCUUAGAGAAUGGAUUGCUCAAAAUGCACGACCUGGCCAAUUCGAUGACGAGGACGGACAAGAUAUCCUACAAGUUCCACCUGCUCCAGAACCAAAUCCUCAACCUGCCCCACGACGCCCAGUGGCUCGGCGUCCAGCAGUUCCACGAAUGGACGUCAAUGCUCGACUUGCUUUAGCACAUCGUCAAAUUGAAGCUGUCAGGGCGCUGGAUGCUCUUCGAGCACAAAGACAGAGGAUAUUGACCGAAGAGGAGAAGAGGGCAAGGGAAAUCCGAGCCCAGCGGAAUGGCCGUUCCGCCGUAGAAUUUGCACCUACUCGAAGCGAUGAACUUGAGCACGAAUUGGAUAAGGUUGCGACCAAGAGGGCUAGGAAGCGCAGAAUGGAAAAGGGCAAGGGGAAAGAAGAAGAAGACGAUGUCAUCGAGAAGGCUCUCGCUCGAAUUAUCCGGCUAGAGAGGAUGGAGAGGCGAAAAUUCAACCAGAGACUGCAACUGGCCAGGCAGAAUGGGAGUAGCCGAAGGCGGGCCCUAGAUCAGGGUCUGGCACUUCCAAAUGCCGAAACCUCUUCAGAACGUACAACGACAACUACUACCGCCCCCCCUUCCUCGUUUUUCCCAACCGUUGCACUCGAGCGCCCGAAUGGAAGUAUCCCAUUUUCAUUUGUGUAUCCCCCGAAAUCCGAUCCGGACUCUACAUCUGGGGAAUCGUCUUCGUUUCCUUCUCAUGGAUCGAACUUUGAUAGUCAGUCGUCAAGCCCCUCGUCCGCACCCUCUAUAUCUCCUUCAACAUCCCCAGUCCCCAAUUUCGCUUCCACCGCUUACGUCGGGCCUCCGCCAUUGAUUCCUACCGUCAUACCAUCUUCAAAUACCAGUAUAUCCAGACCUGGAACGCCCAUACGUCGUCCACCGCUUCCAACCACCCUUCCCAGUUCUCCUGGGUCUGGAACCUCUUCGCCGAGUGUAAAAACACCUCUUGCUUCUCCCAAUUUGGCUACUUAUCGGGCACCAGAAGAAUUGGUCAACUCCGACAACGAAGAUUAUUUUGCAGGUCCUUCUACCAGUGCUUUAGCGCCGGUUAGCGAACAAGCGGUCGAAGCCGACGAUGAAGAUGAUGACACAGAAACACUUGACGGACAUGAAGUCGAUGAGGGCGAAGACAGUACAUCGCCGUUAAUCCCGGAUCACGGUGAGAUGGACGAGGAAAUAAGGACGUAUUUCCGAGAGGAAGCAACAGAUGGUUCAGAUGAAGGCGAGAGUGAUACUGAGCCAGAACUUGUAAUAGAUUUACCUGAGCCGGAGGCUCGGAACGCUGAACAGCAUGAGGAACCUCAUGUUGUGGACCUCCAGGAUGGCAAUGAAGUUGCAGGUGCGGAUGAGGAUGAGGAAGAUGACGAGGAGGAAGACGAGGAAGAAGACGAAGAAGGCGAAGAUGAGAUUGCCGAAGAAUUCCAGGUCAGACCACAACUUCGAGAAGGAGCUGCUGUUGCAUUCAAUGCCGGUGUCAGAAGGGUGAUCCAGCUUGACGCCAACGCUCCUCCCCCGUUAGCGUUGGCUCCCAUUCCAGGUUUUCCAGCUCGACCACAACCUCAGCAAGGUCCUCUAGUACUGAACGCAGAUGAUGCAUUGUUGGAUGAGUUAGAGGCUGGAGUUGAUGAUGAUAUGGAUGGAGCAAUGGAAGCUAUUGGGCUAAGAGGUCCAAUAUAUGGUCUGGCACAAAAUGCUGCUCUGAUGAUUUUCAUCAUGGAUUCUGUUAUUGGCUUGGCAAUGUGGAUACCCUAUACGCUUGGCAAAUCAACGGCCUUCCUCAUGUUAGAACCCCAGCGAAUGCUCUUCAUUCUACACCUUCCCAUUCGUGCCAUUCGUCUGGUGACCGAUCCCGCCGUGGAUCUGGUGGCAUAUAUUAUCAUCGAUGUCCUACUGCCGCCUCACAUACAAUUGCUGCAAACUUCGGGAGCUUGGGUUGUCCAACUAUUUUUCUGGGUUAUUUCUGAAUAUCUCGGAGAAGUGAAAACGAAGAAGAUGCGAGAAUCUUUCAUGGUUAUCUAUUCUUUCCUGGAAAGUUGCUUCGAGUCAGUGAUUCAUGCCUUGAAUCUUGCAGAGGAUUCUACAGAAGAGAUCGUCCAUUCGACGCCCAAGAUUGGCGUCAUCCCGUCUUUCUUAGCACGAACUUUUCCUGACUUCAUGGACUAUAUUGAACCGUACUUUGCAACUCUAGGAAGAGAGAUUCGUCAAGGUCACGAACAGUUUCGUGGAGUAUGGACUCAGCUUGCAAUCGGGAACGGACCAGCCGAGAGGAUCUUUUCGGUUGUCUUUGGUUAUUGUAUCAUUGCAUCGGCACUAGCGGUGUACAUGAAUAUCCUGACUAUUGGCAACGUCAAAACUGCUGGACGAGCAGUUCGAACUGCAGUCAAACAACAGCUGCUUGUAUUGAAGGUCGCGUCGUUCAUCUUCAUUGAACUCGUCACAUUUCCUCUCGGUUGUGGUGUUGUUUUGGAUAUCUGCACGCUUUGGUUUUUCCCUGGUGCUUCCUACGUUUCAAGGAUGGAGUUUUCCUACCAAGCCCCACUUACCGCAAUAUUUUAUCACUGGGUCGCAGGAACGAUGUUCAUGUACUCAUUUGCUGUGUUGCUAUCUGGGUGUCGAAGUAUAAUGCGUCCAGGGGGGAUGUGGUUCAUCAAAGACCCACAGGAUCAGAAUGCGCAUCCCAUACGCGAUAUCCUCGAACGAGCUGCGCUAGUCCAACUUCGGAAAAUAUGCAUCAGUGGCAUCAUGUACACCUUUGUCGUCGUAUGCACCGUUUUCAGCGUUGCGGCGUUGCUCUUUCUUGGCCAAAAAAUACUCCUUCCCAUUCGAUGGAAAACGAGAGAGCCUUUAUCCAAUAUCCCUAUCGAUUUGCUGUUCCUCAAUAUCGCAUUACCAUAUACUAUGACUUAUUUCCGUCCUCGAAGAGCUCUUAGGAAAUUCACAAUGGUAGUGUGGAAAGGACUAGCCAGACGACUGCGGCUAACUUCGUACUUCUUCGGGUUACGUCUGGCGGAGGAGGAAUACACUCCGAAAAAAUUCUCACUUUCCCGCAUCAUAUAUGGCCCAAGCAAAGACGCUUCUAUCCUGGUUGAGGAUUACGACGGGUCUUUCAGGCGGGUUCCCAAUACGGAUGAUCUCGCUAUCCCGCGGGACAUUCCUGCUACUGUAGCGGUUACAGCUACCGGCGAACCUGUCAAUGAAGAGGCAAUGAUCCUCAUGACCCAACAGGAUAUGGAAACGGUUCAAGCCAAGCAUAGCAUCAGACAAGACUUCACUGUGGUCUAUAUCCCGCCAUAUUUCCGCUACCGAAUGAUACUUUUUGUUUUGAUAUUAUGGACGUUCGGAGCUCUUUGCCUUGGCAUAUCUGUGGCUCUCCCUAUACUCAUAGGUCGAGGAUUCUUUGGCAUGGUCUUCAAAGGAAAACGAGAAGUACAUGACGGAUAUUCUAUCAUUGCCGGGUUCUACAUGCUUUGGGCAUGUUGGGUUGUUGGCAGAGCUGUUGAUCGCCUCGACAAGAGAAGACAGAGAUGGGGUAAUGAGGGUCCCCGAGCUUCUUUGUGGUGGCUUGCCGUAAAACGUGGAUUGUUGUGGAUUGUCAAAGCUUCAUACAUGGCUGUUUUCUUGGGUAUCGUGAUCCCAACCCUCGUCGGUGGCGUUGUCGACCUGUAUAUUGUACUGCCCUUCAAACUUCGUCUCAGUCCAGAUAUCGUCGUGCCGAGGAUACGAGUCUUGGAAUGUUGGGCGACCGGUAUUCUUUAUAUGAAGAUAGCGAUGAGAGUGACUCGUAGACAAGCGCAGAAUCCCAUAGCAAGGGGUAUCCAAAUUAUUAAGCGUAAUGGUUGGACCCACCCAGAUCCUAUCGCUGCAACGAAAGACGUCAUUGCACCUGUUGCCGGCGGUCUAACUGGCAUGAUUGUCUUACCAGGUCUUGUGUUCUACGUUGUGGACUACUUCUUUCCCCUUGUGGGUCAUCAUGUCAACAAUCAGUUCCUCUUUACAUACGUUUACUCAAGCCUGUUUUGUUUGGCGGGUUUGACGCAUACUUUCAUCAUUCUUCGUGAGAUGCUAGCAUCGUGGUCGCAGGCGGUCAGAGACAAGGAAUUUUUGGUGGAAAUGAGAUUGAAAAAUCUUGAUACCACAUCGGAGCAGCAGCAGAGUCGGACACUAACUCCGAUAUCAACGGUCGACCCGGAGCCUAACCCUGCACAAGUGGAAGAUCUGGAGCAACCACCUGCAAUUGUAGCUGGUGACAGAGCAGCUGUGGACCUUUGAGAUAGAGCAGUGUAAAGUACAACGAAAAAUGUAUGUUAGUUAUCUAUCAAAUGAUCUAUCAUCUUGAGUAUCUAUGUUC